ACUUUAUAAGCGUCGACGAAGAGCGCUUCCGUUUUCCUUUCGGCUCCCGCCCCGCUCCGCCAUCAUGAAGUCCUGAACAAAAACGGAUGAGAGUCGAGCAAAAUGGGGAUAACACGAACUGGAGAGGAAAUCCACCGACAGCAGUAACGUAAUGACAGUACAAAGUGGAGCGCGGAGCGGACCCGUGGAAAUUAAUGAACCAGUUUCCCGCUGAAGACGUCGCAGGCGGCUCCUGGCGUUACGUUAUUUAGUUAGCGGUCUUGCUAACAGCAGCUAGAGCUAGCCUGUGGUUUUCUUCUGGAGACAGCUCUGCUGCUAGCUGGAAGGCGUCAGUCAGCAGCUAGCUGUCACUUUAACUGACUGGUACUUUGCUCAUGUCAAGUCGUGCAGGCGUGCUAGCUGUCCGUUUGACUGGGAGCUUCAGGAUGGAGGGGUCUUCGAGUAAAGGCAUCGACAGACAGAAUGUGGUGUGUUCGUGUUGAGUAGACACCAGUGCCGAGGAAGGGGAGUGAGACCAAUAUUUUCCAGCCAGGCCGGUUAGCUAGCUCCAGAGCUAGCUAAAGUGGAUCCCAAAAGCCACGGCGCUGGCCAUGCCGUCGAGUGUGCGGGCCGGGAGCCUGAAGGACCCGGAGGUGGCUGAACUGUUCUCCAGGGAGGAUCCCGAGAAGCUCUUCACAGACCUGAGGGAGAUCGGCCAUGGAAGCUUCGGAGCAGUCUACUUUGCCCAUGACAUCCGCACCAAUGAGGUGGUGGCCAUCAAGAAGAUGUCCUAUAGUGGCAAACAGUCCAAUGAGAAAUGGCAGGAUAUCAUCAAGGAAGUGAAGUUCCUCCAGAAACUGCGCCAUCCCAAUACCGUUGAGUACCGCGGCUGCUACCUGAGAGAGCACACAGCAUGGCUGGUGAUGGAGUACUGCUUGGGCUCAGCUUCUGACCUCUUAGAAGUCCACAAGAAACCCCUCCAGGAAGUGGAAAUAGCUGCCAUAACCCAUGGGGCAUUGCAGGGAUUGGUGUAUCUUCACUCUCACAACAUGAUCCACAGGGAUGUGAAGGCAGGAAACAUCUUGCUAACAGAACCAGGCCAGGUCAAGCUGGGAGACUUUGGCUCUGCCUCCAUCGUUGCUCCAGCCAACUCCUUCGUGGGAACACCUUACUGGAUGGCGCCUGAGGUGAUCCUGGCAAUGGACGAGGGUCAGUACGAUGGGAAGGUGGAUGUGUGGUCACUUGGCAUUACCUGCAUAGAGCUGGCGGAAAGGAAGCCUCCUCUGUUCAACAUGAAUGCUAUGAGUGCCUUAUACCACAUCGCCCAGAAUGAGAGCCCUGUGUUGCAGUCUAAUCACUGGUCGGAUUAUUUCCGCAAUUUUGUGGACUCCUGUUUGCAGAAGAUUGCCCAGGACAGACCUACCUCUGAUGUGCUGCUCAAGCACCACUUCCUAUGCAGAGAGCGUCCAAUGACAGUUGUGAUGGACCUGAUUGCACGCACCAAGGAUGCAGUCCGUGAGCUGGACAACCUUCAGUACCGGAAGAUGAAGAAAAUCCUUUUCCACGAGGCACACAACGGUCCCGCACCAGAAGGAGGCGACGAGGAAGAGGAUGUGGAGCAGUAUAUGUUGCGCACCGGCACAGUCAACAGCAUGGAGAGCUCCCACUCUCUGCCAUCCAUGUCCAUCAGUGCCAGCUCACAGAGCAGCUCGGUCAACAGCCUGGCAGACGGCUCUGAUGACAGCGGGGAGAUGGCAAUGAUGCAGGAGGGAGAGCACACUGUCACCUCCAACAGCUCCGUCCUGCACAAGCCCCUGAGCCAUGACAAUAUCUACGAUGAUCCGUAUCAGCCAGAGGUUGACUCACAACGAGAAGCUUCUUCUGCUGGUGGUGGUGGCGGAGGAGGAGGGAGGCGUCGCCGAGGCAGAGACCAUUUUGCCACCAUCAGGACCGCCUCCCUCGUCACACGUCAGAUCCAGGAACACGAGCAGGGGUCGGCUCUGAAAGAGCAGAUGUCUGGGUACAAGCGAAUGCGGCGGCAGCACCAGAAGCAGCUGAUGGGUCUGGAGAACAAGCUGAAGGCAGAGAUGGACGAGCACCAGCUGAGACUGGACAAAGAGCUGGAGAAUCAGCGGAACAGCUUUUCAAUGGAGGGAGAGAAACUCUCCAAGAAGCACCAGGCUAUCCUGGAGAAGGAGACAAAGGCAGUCAUGACAGAAGAGAAGAAGUUCCAGCAGCACAUACUGGCCCAGCAAAAGAAGGAGUUGACCAGUCUGCUGGAGUCCCAGAAACGACAGUAUCGACAACGCAAGGAGCAGCUCAAAGAGGAACUAAACGAGAACCAGUCGACACCAAAGCGGGAGAAACAGGAGUGGUUGGUGCAUCAGAAGGAGUGUCUGCAGCAGCUGCAGGCGGAGGAAGAGGCAGGCCUGCUGCGACGGCAGAGGCAGUAUUAUGAGCUACAGUGUCGCCAGUACAAGCGGAAGAUGGUGCUGGCACGCCACAACCUGGAGCAAGACUUGCUGCGAGAGGAACUGAACAAGAAGCAGACUCUAAAGGACUUGGAGUGUGCCAUGCUGCUGCGUCACCAUGAGUCCACCCAGGAGCUGGAGUUCCGCCAGCUGGGUUUGGUGCAGCGUACACGGGCCGAGCUUAUCCGCACACAGCACCAGACGGAGCUCACCAACCAGAUGGAGUAUAACAAGAGGCGUGAGCAGGAGCUGCGUCAGAAACACGCUGUGGAGGUCCGCCAACAGCCCAAGAGCCUCAAAGUGAGUGAGAGCAUCCAGAGCCAGGGGUCUCCUGAGGAGGGAGAGAGCCAGACAACAGAGGGGCCGAGCGGCAUCUGGGGCAUUGGGGCAGGGGUGGUAGAAGUGGACGUGGAGGGUGAGAUAGAAAAGAUGGAGGUGGUACCUAAGGAAACAUAUGAUGUUGAUGAUGAGCUUGAUGGCGCAGUGGUGGAAUUCAGAAAUGAAGUUUUUGUAGGAGCAGAGGAAGCGGAGGGUGUGAGUGUCCCUGAAAGGAAAGAUGAGGUAAAUGGCGAGAAUAAACCAAAUAGAAAUGAUGACAGAGAAGAUGAGGGUGAGAAGGAGGAGUGGAAAAUCAGUGAAGAUGGGACAGAGGUGAGGGAAGUAGAAGGAGUGCAGUGGGAGUACGACGAGGACCAUAGUAAUACUGCACAUGGAGACACUGAUGAAGAGGAAGAGGAGGGCAGGGGUGUGGCCGAUGGCUGUCCGUCAGAGCUCAUCUCAUUCCCAUCCCCAGAAAAGAGACGUCUCCGUGGCCGACAGAUUGACGAGCUCUCUGAGUUUUACUUCCCCGACACGACAGAGGAGCUGGAGCCCAUUCCCAUCUCCACGCCUCCUCCCCCUCCCCCCACCCAGACCUGUUUCCCUUCACUCUUCUCUCACGCCAUCUGCCUCCUCCUCUCCCUCUCUGCUGCUGCCCAGCCCUCCAACCUCACUUUGCUACUACUCUCCAUCUUCCUCCUCUCCCUGCGUCGCUCCCCACCACUGCCCUCGGUGGCAUCUGUUGUUCUCUCUGCAGAGCUUGCCUUACUGGCGCUCUUCUUCUCAUACCUCUUUCUUCGAUCCUGCUGCUCUAUAUCUCUCUCCACCUACCUGUCGCUCAGCCUCUGGGCCAGCGGCCUUUUCAGUUUAGGACUCUCCCUCAGUUUGGGGAUUUAUUACAUCCCCAUAAUUUGGAUCUCAGCCUCCUUCCUCAGCUCUCCCUCCCUCUUCCUCUCCCUCUACUUGGUGGUGGUGCUGAUUGUCAGGCCGGCCCGCGACUUCCUCCAGCAUGCACCCCGGAAAGUCAACCGCCUCUGCAUGCGAGUCCUUUUCCGCCUCCCCAGACCCCUGUUUGCCAUGUGCCAGUCAGUCCUGGGUGGUAUGGCUGAACGUAACCUCUAUGAGAUGUUUCCCAAAGCGGGGCGCAACUGGGGCGUACGCCAGUCCAAAAUCCCAGUCCCCUUGAAGAGCUUGCCUUUAGAGUAUCAGGCUUGCUGCAGCAACACCUCUCCCUUGGCCAAGGGCCUGCUCUGGGUGAGACGAUUCAGUAGACGCCCCCUUGGGGUCCUGGCAGACCUGGCUAACUCCAUAGUGCUAAAACUAGCUAGACAUGCCCUGAAAAAGCUGCCGCUCAGUCUCCGAAUCAAGCUCCAAACCCUGGGCCUCUUGAAGAAGCAGGUCCCGAGCAUGCUGCCCCGACUGCUGCCCAGGGAGGUGAGGGAGAGGAGACAGAGGGAGAGAAGGAGGAGAGAGAGGGAGAGACAGAGGAGGGAAGAGAGGGAGAGGAUGUUUCGUGAGGACACCAGGUGGGAGUGUGGGUUGAGGCGAACUUCAUCUGGAAGGUUUGUCAGGGGCAAAAUUCGGCCGUGGAGAUAGCAAGACAAAUUGAAGGAAAGAAUGGGAGAUUUUGUGUGUGUGUGUGUGUGUGUGUGUGUGUGUGUGUGUGUGUGUGUGUGUGAGAGAGAGAGAGAGUGAGCGUGAUCAUGGUCAUGCUUUGUGUUCCAUUGUUCGACCACGGUUUGUGUGUGUCAUUUUGAUUUGGGCCCACAUGUCUCUCUUCUUACACAUUUCCCAGACUGGUGUUUGGUCACAUUUCUUAAAGAUGAGGUGUAUUUUACCCUGCACACACAUACACCUGUACAUCUGUGUGCGCUGGCUGAAAGUGAUUUUGGCUGUCAAAGCUCAUCCAAACAAGCGUACAUGUGUGCACACAAGCCGUACUGUGGAAUCAGUGGGCUCUGCAAACGUAAACCUGCAGUUGAACCCAUGGUUACUGUACCAAACCCAGUGAAGUUUUUAACAUUUCAUUAUUGUGCUUUUUGUAAAAGUUCCUUUAAGUGUCUUUAGUUUUUAUUAUUUUGCUCUUAAUUUGUAAGACAAAUGUUUUUAUGGUUAUUUUUAAGACCGUUUUUGUGCAAUGGUUUGUUUUUCUUUAUAGUGGUCUUAUUUCAUUGGGUCUCAUUUGUGCACUGUUAUCUCAGUGCUUAGAACCAGUAUGACAGUGUUGCAUAGCUUGAUGGCUAUAAUUUCACUCCCCAAAGUUGAACUGUGAAAAAAAAAAAAAAAGAUGAUUAAUAAUUUCACUAAUAUCACCCUGAACACUAGCUCUCAGUAGUAUAUAAGUGCAAUAAACAGCUGAGCAGAAAUAUCUGGGACCACUGUAAGACAUUUGAUAGUAUUUUAAUUUAGGUUUCUAUUUUUAGAAGUCAAAGUGGAAAAUGGUGACCAGAAGGUUUUACUUUAUAGAACUUAAAUUAAUAAAGUUUGGGUCCAUUUAGCUGGAAUAUAAAGCCUAUCCAGUUCUUUGUUCCGUGUUUAGACAUCAUUGGAUAUUAUUCACAGCUGGUGAAAUCUUUAGCAUUCAGAUUCUAGUUAGAUAAACUAUUUUUAUUGCGAUUUAUGCAAUAAUCUUGUUAUGAUUUACCGUGUAAACAUUUAGAUAUUUUUCCCCUUAAUAAUCGUAUAAACCUACAUCAGUUUAUGCCUAGUUACAACUGUUUACACAAAUGUCGUUAGUCGGUUGUGAAUUGACAUAUCCUGAAUUUAUAGUGGACACAUAAGAGAGCAGAUAUACUCGGAGUAGUAAAAGUAUAAUAUAAUAAAAACCUAUAUUUAAUAUUUCAAAUUAGCUUAAUUUAUAUGAAGCUGUAGGCAAUCUUUUGAGACAUGCAAUCAUAAAAUAAGUCCAAAGAUUGAAGAAACUACUGAAUAUGAAAGAAUAUAAGAAGUUUUUGCAGAGAUAUGUUUAAUUUUGCACGGUCUCAAAGACAAUUCAAAAAUGAUACCAAAUGUGGGAGAAUCCCUUAACUUCAGUUAAGGGCUGCAACUAACGAUUAUUUUCAAUAUUGAUUCAUUUGCUGAUUAUUUUUUUCGAUUUAAAAGUUUAGCCUUUGAAACGUGAAAAAAUAAUGAAAAAAUGCCCAAGGGCCUGAGGCGAUGUCUUUAGAUAUCUUGUUUUGUUCAACCAAAAGUCCAAAAACCAAAAAUCUUCUGUCAGUUAACCAAUCAGUUAAUCGUUUCAGCUCUACUUCAGUCCGACCAAAAAGAAAGUUGACAUAGUGCCGUUGUUGCAAAUUUUAGGACUUAGACACCAAAAUGCUCUGAUGUGCACAUUUAAUUAACAUUGUAAGUAAAAUGAGCCAAAAUUGGGUGAAAAUUUGCAGCUGUGUCAGGCAUAGAUCUGAAUAUAUAAAGAUUUUUAAUUUUGCAAGUCUGCAGGGGAAGUUUGGUUAAACCGAGUAAAUUGCACCAGUGCUUAUAGAUGCUGAUUAUAUAUUUUAAAAAAAAAAAAGUGCCCUGUCAGGAAUAUUACUGAGUAGGAAAACUCAACUGUAUUUUCACCCAGGGGGAAAAAAAAGUAGGGCACUUCUUUUUGAGUGACCUGCAUUUGGGAAGUCUAGCUUUAAAAAAAACAUUUUACAAACAUUGUUUUAUUUGAAUGUAAAUUUUUUGCCAUUGAUUUACAUUUGUGUUCCAGUAUCAGUUAUUUCCUGUUCCUAUGUUUAUGUUUACAUGUUUGUAUUCUGUUUUGUUCUGACACCGUCUGAGUGUUUGAGUUUCCACAGAGUUAUAUCACCUUGAGUUUUUUAUAUUUAAUUUAUGCAGUAUUUAUAAGUCUAGUACUGCAUUGUGUUUGGCAGCCAUUUUGUUGUCCUCUUUAUUCUCAUUUUAGCUGCAUGAGUGUUGGCAUAAUGUAUGGCUGUGUGCUCGCAAGCAUAGAAAAAUAUUUUGUCAUACUUCCAGAAUUUUCU
Xiphias gladius (swordfish) is the source of this 6739-nucleotide messenger RNA. RefSeq names its product TAO kinase 2b (gene taok2b). Gene Ontology annotation, biological process: protein phosphorylation. The coding region runs from base 591 to 4364 and encodes 1257 amino acids. NCBI's taxonomy places the organism in Eukaryota, Metazoa, Chordata, Actinopteri, Istiophoriformes, Xiphiidae. The record is from RefSeq and is a predicted model, not a curated record. The transcript has 17 exons. Gene Ontology annotation, molecular function: ATP binding; protein kinase activity.